AUGGAAUCCCAUUUAGAGCAAAUAGCUAAUAUUCUUGAUAGGGAAGAAAAGACAGUCUCCUAUUUUCCAAUAGAAAAUUCUUUCGGAGAGUCUCUAGCUCGUUUUGAUUUUGAUGACAGUGAUAUAGAUGAGUCGUUGUCUCCCCAUUUCAGAGAAUCACAUUUUUCUUCCAUUGAGGACAAUCCACUUUUAACCCUAUCUUUUUCACCUUGUGUAGAAGUACCCCAUUUGGAGUUAGAACCUUUACCCUCAGAUUGUACUGAUGAGAUUUUAGAUAGGGUCGAGACUAUCUCCAUGGAUACUCCUCCACCUGUUUAUCCAGUGCCUAAGAAAAUAAUGAGUGAGUUGUGUGCCAUCCAGCAUGUUCAUUCCUUCUCAAUACAAUCUUUUGAGAACCGAAAGGAGUUUGCCGACAAGAAGCGGGAGGUUUCCAGCCUCCAGAAGGCUAAUAAAAGUCUACAAUCAAAGAUGAAGACCUUGGAAGAUCAAGCCGAGGAUGCUAUCAAAGCUCAAAACGAUGCCGAAGAAAGGGCAGAAUCCGCCGAGGCCAUAAAGAAGGUUCUUGAGGCUGAGAAGAAGGAGGCUGAGGAAAAGAUGGCCGAGGCCCAAAAAGAACUGCAAGAUGCCUUGGCCACCAAAGACGCUGAGCUGAAGGCUGCCGAUGAAAAGGGCUACAACGAGGGGGUGGCCGAUGCCACGGCUGACUAUGAAAAGCAAGUGAAGCAGGGUGAGGAGGUUCCUAAGGAUAUCACUCCUGAGAAGGCAUCGUCGGAUGCGCCUUUCGCCGACAAGAGCCUUGAUGAGACCCUUCAGGAAAUUGAUGCUGAACUUGCGGCUGAGAAGGCUGCCGAGAUAUCUUCUCAGCAGUCCUCCGAGGUCCAGACCCAACCAUCUGCUGCUGCUGAGGAGUCCUGA
Messenger RNA from Camellia sinensis, 915 nucleotides. NCBI's taxonomy places the organism in Eukaryota, Viridiplantae, Streptophyta, Magnoliopsida, Ericales, Theaceae. The record is from RefSeq and is a predicted model, not a curated record.